CCGGGAGAAGCUCCGGGUCUGCGGCUGUAGAUCCUGCGCCAUUCCCGUCACCUCCCCCCGCUGUUCCCCCGCUGUUCCCCCGCUGUUCCGCUGCGGUUCUACCGCCGUCCCCGCCGGAGCUGCGGUUCUACAGCCCCCCCCUGGUUAACGAUGGCCGGCCCGGCCCCGGCCCGGUCCUAGUCCGGCCCCAGCCCGGUACCGGAGCCCCAGCCCGGUCCAGCUGGUCCCAGCCCGGUCCCAGCCCGGUCCCAGCCCGGUCCCAGUCCGUCGUGAUGGCUGCGGGAGCUGCGGGAGCUGCGGGAGCAGCUGCAGCCGAGCCGCGGCCGCAGCUGGUCGGGAAGAGAUUCCUGUGCGUGUGCGGGGAGACCCAGCAGAACCAGACCCAGCAGAACCAGACCCAGCAGACCCAGCAGAACCCCCCCCCGGGUCUGGGGGGCCACGUGGCCCGCUGGCCCUGGAGGUCCGGGGUCAUCCGGGCCGUGAGCGGCCGGGACACGGUGUACGUGGAGUUUGACGACCAGGAGUGGGAGCAGAGGGAGUGGGUGAAGGUCUCCGAGGACUUCCAGGUCUUCCUGCUGGAGAACCAGCUGGUCUGGGCCAAGAGGACGGAGGGGGCCGGGCCCCCUGGACCCCCCGGGGCCCCCCCAGGCCUGCAGGGGGCCAAGGCCCGGCCCCUGCAGUGGCCCGCGCUGGCCUUCAAGCCAGUAAAGGGGCGGAGCUUGCUGUCGUCAGUUACUGCUGUGGAAUUUCUGUUGGACCGAAAACUGGACUUUCUGUCGGACCUGACGUCUUUCCAGCCGUACCAGGACGAGCUGGACAGCCAGAACCCGGUUCUGAGGGAAAACCCUCAGCUGCACGAGGAGGUGAAGAUCUGGCUGAAGGACCAGAAGGUGCAGGAGAUCUUCAUGCAAGGUCCCUACUCCCUCAACGGUUACCGGGUUCGAGUUUACAGGCAGGACUCGGCGACGCAGUGGUUUACCGGCAUCAUCACCCACCACGACCUGUUCAGCCGCAACAUGGUGGUCAUGAACGACCAGGUGCUCGAGCCCCAGAACGUGGAUCCUUCCAUGAUCCAGAUGACGUUCCUGGACGACGUGGUGCACUCGCUGCUGAAGGGCGAGAACAUCGGCAUCACGUCCAGACGGAGGUCUCGGUCCAGCCAGAACAACAACUCGGCCCACAUGGCGGGAGGGAGACCCGGCGGGACGACCGGCAACACUCAGAGUCAUUAUACGAGAGCCCAGGCCAACAGUCCCCGCCCCAUAAUGACGUCAUCGGGCCCCUCCCCUAAAGGCCCCCAGGGGGCCCCGCCCCCCCAGCAGCAGAGUCCGGCCCUGCCGGCCCAGCCGGGCGAGCAGCGCAGCUCGCGCUCCUCCCGGAGGAAAGGCUCGGACAGUAGCGUCCCGGACGAGGACAAGGACCGGCGGGAGGACGCCGCCGCCGCGGGGCGAGAGUCCAAGUCCAAGGCGAAGCAGCCGCUGAGCAAACGCAGGAAAGGCGAGGAGGAGGAGAAGAAGGCCGGCCUGAAGAGGCUGAAGGCCGACGUGACCUCCGACCUCUCGGAGAGCAGCGACUCGGAGAACCCGCAGCACAAACGCAACGCCGGCUCCUCCUGCUGCUCCUCGUCCUCCUCGUCCACGUCGUCCUCCUCCUCGUCCUCGUCCUCCUCCUCCGAGCCCAACUCGGAGAACGAGCUGAAGAGCUCUGCCGUCUGCAAGAUGGAGGAGGACGAGACGCCCGUCACCAAGGGGGCCAAAGUAGAGCGGGCCUCGGCCCUGAUUGGCCGGGCGUCGCCGUGGGCGGAGCUCCAGGACGACAAGAAGAGCGUGUUGAAGGAGAAGCUGAUCACCAAGGAGGAGGAGGAGCUGGUGGCCGUGACGCAGAUCGCCACGCCGCCGUCCUCCGACUCGGAGAAGAAACCCCUGAAAGCCUCGUCUCGGUCUCAGACGCCGUCAUCCCAGCUGCACGGCGGCGGCGGCGGCGGUGGCGUGGAGCUCCCGGACGACGCCCAGGCCACGGUGCACCAGGAGAGUUCGGAGGCCGUGUCGGCGCUGCUGGCCUCCCAGAAGGCCGAGUCCACGGCGCUGUCGCCCUACCUCCCCCUCAACCCGUCGCCCGUGUCCUCGCCGCCCGUCCCGCCCUCGCCCUCGCCGUCGGAGGGAGGCCGGCGCGGCGACGCGGAGCCGCACGUCAAGCAGCAAGGCAUCGUGGUCGGCGCGGCGGCGGCGGCGGCAAAGUGCAAGAUGGAGUUCGCUCCCUCCGAAGUCAUCAGGGCCGUGGCGUCGGCGGCCGACGACCCCCCCCUGGUGAAGGAGGAGAAGCCCGCCCUUCCUCCUCCUCAUCUUCAUCAGCACCCGCACCUGCACUACAGCUCCGUCUACGCCGGCGUGGCCGCCCCGUCUCUGUGUGACGACCCCAGGAAACCUCUGCAGCUGCCCCCGCCCCCCCACAAGAUAAACUCGGCCCCGCUCCCCCCAGACCCGGUCAGCGCCAGAACCAGCCCCAACCCGGGCUCGGCGCCCCUCGAAGGCCUGAAGCAGCGGUCCCAGGGGCCCCAGGGGCCCCAGGGGUACCAGGGGUCUCAAGGGUACCAGGGGCCCCAGGGGCCCCAGGGGCCCCAGGGGUACCAGGGGUCUCAAGGGUACCAGGGGUCCCAGGUUACCCAUGGUUCCCAGGGGCACCAGGGGCCCCAGGGGUACCAGGGGUCCCGCACCUCUCCGGGUCUUCCCAAGCCCCCCCCAGGCCCGCUGGAGCCCCCCAAACCCAAACCCAACCCGUCCCCGGAGCUCCCCAAACCUAAAGUCCUGCGCUACCCCCGACCCCUCGCCGCCCCCCGCCGACGCCUGCCCUCCAAGGUGGAACCGGAACCCGCGCGGUCCGGUUUCAAGCCCCUCCCCCUGCGGGCGGAGGGGGGCGGAGUCAGGCCCGCCAGCACCAAGAGCCCCCUGAUCAUCGACAAGAACGAGACCUUCACCGUGUACCGGGACCCGGCGCUGGUCCAGUCCGACCCGGACGUCUCCGCCCCCCCAGCCGGCUCGUCCAACCACGUGACGGCGGCGUACCUGCACCCGCACCUGCACCCGCUGCACCCGUCCUCCUCGCCCCACCCGCCCUGCCUGGCCCCCGGGUCCCACGCCCUGCUGGCGCCGCCCCGCCACUCCCCGGGCCUGCCCCACCAGCACCUGCUGCCCCCCGGGAUGCUGCCGGCCAUGCCCCCCCCCUCCGCGUCUCUCCUGGGGGGCCACGCCCGCCUGGACGCCCCCGCCGGCCUGGGCCACCUCGCCCUCCCACACCCGGUCGCCGCCGCCGCGCACCAGCAGCAGUUUCUGCAGGGCCACGGCGCGGCCCCGGGGCUCGGCCUCUACCCCCUCCUGUGGCCGUACGCCAACGGGACGGCAGCGUCGUACCCGCCGGGACUCAACCUGCCGGCCAACUGGGUCCACUCGGACGGGCCCGUCACUGUGAACUCGGAGACGUCUCUCAGGAGGACGUCCACCAGUCCGUGGCUGCACCAGACCGCCUGCAGCGCCAGCGACGGUCUGGGUUUGCUGAAGCACAUUCCAGUCCGGCCGGCGAGCGCCGACGCCUACCGGCCCCCCGUCAAGAUGAGCACGCACAGCAGCCCCCCCAUCCCCAAGAACAUGAUGGGGCAUAAAGAAGACGUUCCUAAGAAGAGCUUCUUGGACCCGGUCCGGACUCUGACGCUGGCCCAGCUGAAGCAGGAGCAGACGGACCGGAGUCGCCCCGCGGCGGGGAAGGACGUGCACAUCCACCGGCUGUACCUGGACCCGCACGGCAAGGCCCGGCUCUCCAACGCUCAGGAUGCAGGUCUGGGUUCCGACCGGUCCGUCGUCAAGUACAAGGAGGAGAACAGGCAGAUCCUGAAGGAGAGCAUCGAGGUGGCCCCGUUCACGGCUAAGAUCCAUCACCCCGGGACGGACCGGGACCCGCCCAGGGACCAGGUCUUCCCGGUCCGGGUCCCGGCUCUGGCCUCCCAGAGCUCCAAGAGCACGUACUUCACCACGCUGUCCAACAGCAUCGUCAACGAGCCGCCGCGGCUCUUCCCCUCCAAGGAGCUGGGGAGCUACUACGACCCCCGGGGGACGUCGCCGGUCAGCGCCGGCGUUAGCGUCGCGGCGGCGGCAGCAGGGAACUCCUUCGCUAGUUUCACCCCCAAGGCCUCGCUGUCCAAGCCGCCCCCGCUCAUCAAGCACAAGCCGGAGGAAGGUCUGGCGGGGAAGAUCACGGAGCAGCUCAGCCAGCAGGUGUCGCUGGUGCAGCAGCAGGUUCACGCCGCCGUGGACCGGAUGGAACGCCGCAGUCCGGCCGUGGACGUGGCCCUGUCCUCGGCCCCCGCCCACCACCACCACCCGCUGCAGCAGCACCUCAGGGCGAUGCCGUCCCUGCACCGCGCGCCCGUCUUCCACCCGCCCACGCAGCUAGCGCUGGAGCGUAAGGAGGCAUCGGAGCGCGAGCGGGAGUGGGAGCGGGAGAGGGCGGCCUACGGCGGGCGGCUGUCGCCCCCCACCCUCACGCCCAUCCAGCCCAUGAGCACCAAGGCCUCCGCGGAGCAGCAGAAGCCGCCCACGCUGGUGCCCGAGCUCAGGGACGUCAAGGGCCACGGCGGCGGCAGCAUUGUCGCCGUGACCUCCGCGACCUCCGCCGGCAGGGGAGGGUUUUACAACCGGGAGAGAAACCCCCCGGCGGCAGCGACGGCGUCGGUCAUCGUACGUCCAACCAUGUCCCUGAGGUACGACUGGAGGCCCGAGGGCGGGGGGGGUACCAGGACCGCCGCCGGGACCGGGGAGCCCGGUAUCGGCCGGGUGAUCCAGCCCAACUCCAGGCUGGAUCUCACCUGCGUCCAGUACAAAAGCACCUCCGUGCCGGGCCCCCAGGGGGUCCCGGGGGUCCCGGGGGCCCCGGGGGUCCAGGGGGCCCCGGGGGUCCAGGGACCCCCCCCUUCCAGCAGGGCCGGGGUUUUGGUCUCAACAGACUCCCGGUCCGGGGGCCCCUCCUGGGACGGGUUGGCCCCCCUGAGGGUCCAGAACCACGACUGCCGCCCCACCACGUCUCCGGACCCUUCGGCGGGGCCGCCCCCCACCCAGAGCCCCGCCCAGGCCCCCCCGGGCCCCCCCACCUCCGUCUCCGGCCCCCAGCAGCCGCCGUACCCGCCCUCCUUCAUCCACCUCAAGAAGCACAAAGCCGCUCUGGCCGCCGCCCAGUCCAGAAGCCACGCCCCCCCCUCUGCCCCCCCCGUUCCCGUGACGACUAGAACUGGAACCCCCCCCUCGGGGUCGGACUCGGCCCCCCCCGGCCACAGCCUGACCCCCCCGCCCUGCUCGUCCGGCGGGUCCACGCCGGGCACCUGCAGCCCCCUGCCCAACGGCCAGCCCUCGGGCCCCGCCCCCUCGGGCCCUGGCCCCGCCCCCUCAGGCCCAGGCCCCGCCCCCUCGGGCCCCCCCAGCAACUACCACAAGCUGAAGAAGGCAUGGCUGACGCGGCACUCGGAGGAGGACCGGAACACGGCCGUCGCCGUGGUUACCGCGGUGACCGCCGCCCCCCCUGUCGCCUCCGCCGCCGUCGUCAGCGUCAAGGUGGCGAAGCCGCUCGUCACGACCGCUAACGCCUGCAACGCGGCGUCGGUGUCGGACAUGAUCAAGCCGUGCACCGUCAACCUCUGCGCCUCCACGUCCGGCGAGGAGCUGGGCAAGGACUGCGCCAGGGCCGAGCGCGAGCGGCAGCAGCAGCAGCAGCAGGAGGACAAGGACAAGGUCACGGCGUUGGGAGGCGGCGGCGACGACAGGAAGUCGACUCACCCGUCGCGGCGGGCGAGCAAGCGCUCGUACGACUCCGGCUCGGAGAGCGGCGGCGGAGACGACUCGGACUCGGCCAGCGAGAGCAAGACGGAGGGCCGGGCCAAACGGCAGCCCAAGCCCACGUACAAGAAGAAGCAGAACGACAUGGCGAGGCGGAGAGGAGACGACCGCGAGGACGACGACGGGAAACCCAACGGCAUCUUCAGGUCGGCCCGCGAGAAGACCAAGCUCAAGCUGGCCAGCAGCAACGGCAUCCCCCGCUCGGUGCUGAAGGACUGGAGGAAGGUGAAGAAGCUGAAGCAGACGGGCGAGUCGUUCCUGCAGGACGACUCGUGCUCCGAGAUCGGGCCAAACCUGCAGAAAUGUCGCGAGUGCCGGCUGGUCCGCAGCAAGAAGGGCGAGGAGCCGGCGCAUUCCCCCGUCUUCUGCCGCUUCUACUACUUCAGACGACUGUCCUACAGCAAGAACGGAGUGCUCCGGACGGACGGCUUCUCGUCCCCGGAGCAGUUUGACGACGAGGCCCUGGCGUUGUGGGUCCCCGGGCCGGCCCAGGACGGCCCGCUGGACCAGAACACGGCCAAGUACAUCCUCAGCUUCAUCGGGGACAAGUUCUGCCAGAUGGUGACGACGGAGAACACGGCGGCCGGCUGGAUCAAGAAGGACGCCAAGCCGGCCUGGAAACGGGCGGUGAGGGGCGUGAGGGAGAUGUGCGACGCCUGUGAAGCCACGCUCUUCAACAUCCACUGGGUCUGCCAGAAGUGCGGCUUCGUGGUCUGUUUGGACUGCUACAAGGCCAAGGAGCGGCGCAGCUCCAGAGAUAAGGAGCUGUACGGCUGGCUGAAGUGUGUCAAAGGUCAACCUCACGAUCACAAGCACCUCAUGCCGACGCAGAUCAUCCCUGGAACAGUUCUGGCAGACUUGGUGUCGUCCAUGCACUCCCUGAGGGACAGAAACAACAUCCGCUCUCACUGUCCCUGCAGCAGCAAGCAGAACGUCCUCUCCAAGCUACCGGCCACCAACGGCGUCUCUCAGGUUCUCCAGAACGUCCUGAACCACAGCAACAAGCUGUCGCUGGUGAAGGCCGAGCCGGGCCCUCAGAACCACGGGGGGGUGAAGGCCGAGACCAACGGAGGAGACGGAGGAGGAGGAGCUGGAGGAGCAGGAGCUGCAGGAGCAGGAGGAGCAGGAGGCAGCAGUCCCGCCAGCAACGCAGCAAGUUCCCCCGUCUCCCCCCCGGAGUCCCAGUCGCCGCUGCACUUCCUGGCCGACCUGGCCGAGCAGAAGUCCCGGGAGGAGAAGAAAGAGAACAAGGAGACGGUGGUUGUGAGUAAACCGGUGAAGGAAGAAAAGGACGGCCUGGAGGUUCUGCAGCAGUGCAGGGCCUCGUCUCUGGGGGCCGGCGGCGAGCAGGGAUCGACCCUCCGGGACCUGCUCACCACCACGGCCGGAAAACUGAAGCUGGGAUCCACCGACGCCGGCAUCGCCUUCGCACCCGUCUUCUCCACCGCCUCGCAGACCGGUAAAGGCGGCCAGCCGAUGCCCAACAUCCUGGACGACAUCAUCGCGUCGGUGGUGGAGAAUAAAAUCCCCGCCAGCCGCCAGAACAUCACAGCCAAGCUGUCAAUCAAGCAGGAGGUGAUCGUCCCCGCCGCCGCCGCGGAGGACGCCAAACCGGAGAAGAAAAAGACGAUGGCGGCGGCGGCUCCGACCGCGGCGGCGGCGCCGCCACCGGCGGAGGACUCGGCCAAUCAGCACGCGGGGAUCCCCCACUGCUGGCUGAGCAACGGCCGGCUGCUGUGGCUCAAGGACCACCGUAACCACGGCAACUGGAGGCUGUUCAGGGAGAGCUGGAGGCUGGGACAGCCCGUCCUGGUCUCCGGGAUCCACAAGCGUCUGAACGUCGGUCUCUGGAAGGCCGAGUCGUUCAACCAGGAGUUUGCAGAUCACCAGGGAGACCUGCUGAACUGCAGAGACCAGGUGGUGACGAACUCCGGCAUCAAGGAGUUCUGGGACGGAUUCGAGGACAUCACCAAGCGUCCCCGGUCCGAGGACGGGGAGCCGAUGGUUUACCGGCUGAAGGACUGGCCGUCCGGGGAGGAGUUCAUGGCCCUGAUGCCGUCACGGUACGACGACCUGAUGAAGAACCUUCCCCUCCCAGAAUACUCUGAUCCUGAGGGGAACCUGAACUUGGCGUCUCACCUGCCCUCGUUCUUCGUCAGGCCGGACCUGGGACCGCGGCUCUGCUGCGCCUACGGUGUAGCAGCGUCUCAGGACCAGGACUUCGGCACCGCUAACCUGCACGUGGAAGUCUCCGACGUGGUCUCGGUCCUGGUGUACGUGGGCAUCGCCAAGGGCAACGGAGUCCUGUCCAAGACCGGGGUGCUGAAGCGUCUGGAGGAGGAGGACCUGGACGACGGCGUCCGGCGGAGGCUGAAGGAUUCCAGCGAGACUCCGGGGGCGCUGUGGAACAUCUACCUCAACAAGGACCUGGACCGGGUCCGGGACUUCCUGCACAAGCUGAGCAGGGAGCAGGGCCUGGACCUGAACCCGGACCAGGACCCCCUCAGGGACCAGGACCCCCUCAGGGACCAGGGCUGCUAUCUGGGCAGGAAGCAGCGGCAGCGGCUGCUGGACGAGCACGGGGUCCAGACCUGGACCGUAGUCCAGUUCCUGGGGGACUCGGUGCUGAUCCCUGCAGGCUGCAUGCACCAGGUCCAGAACCUCCACAGCUGCGUCCAGGUGAUCAACGACUUCGUGUCUCCGGAACACGUGACUCGGUCCUUCCAGCUGACGCAGGAGCUGCGGCCGAUCAAGGAAGAGGUCAACUACGAGGACAAGCUGCAGGUGAAGAACAUCCUGUUCCACUGCGUGAAGGAGGCCGUCCGGUCCCUGAAGAGGAGCCCGUCUGACGAGGACUCAUGACACCCGCCUGGCUUUGGCCACGCCUCCAGGGCGGGGUUAGCCACGCCCCCUCGGCCCCCCCGCCACUCGCUCAUCGUCACGGCGGUUGGUCAAAGCUGGUCACAUGACCUGGUCACAUGACUGCUCGGUCGUCACGGGUGGGACGCCUCCAUCCCCACCUGAGCUGCAGGGCCGAGAGGAGACGCAGGGCUGCACCUCCGGGGGGGGCCGAGGGGGCCCCUGGACCUCCGGGGGGCCGAGGGGGCCCUGAAUCUAUAAUGGAAUAAUUUCCUGAAAAUGUAAUAAAAUUUGCACUUAACGCAAUCGAAAAUGUAAUAAAACCCAAUAAGGUAAUAACUUCACCAAUAAUGUUAUAAAAUAUCCUGACGGAUAUUGUAAUAACAUUUUUACCCAUAAUGUAAUACCUUAUUACAUUUUUGGGAAGUUAUUACAUUUUUCCAAAUUUUCCUGAUAAUGUAAUACUUGACAAAUUCCAGUCCAGAUUCUAUGGAGGAUUUUUUGUGUCAAAAUUAAAUAAAUACAUAAUUAAUUAAUGUAUUUAUUUAUUUAAUGUGUCAUGAAUUA
Cololabis saira (Pacific saury) is the source of this 9302-nucleotide messenger RNA. RefSeq names its product probable JmjC domain-containing histone demethylation protein 2C. Lineage: Eukaryota; Metazoa; Chordata; Actinopteri; Beloniformes; Belonidae. Gene Ontology annotation, molecular function: chromatin DNA binding; transcription coregulator activity; histone H3K9 demethylase activity. The record is from RefSeq and is a predicted model, not a curated record. Gene Ontology annotation, cellular component: histone deacetylase complex; chromatin. Gene Ontology annotation, biological process: regulation of transcription by RNA polymerase II.